Messenger RNA from Paramecium sonneborni, 198 nucleotides. NCBI's taxonomy places the organism in Eukaryota, Ciliophora, Oligohymenophorea, Peniculida, Parameciidae. The record is from the annotation of a GenBank genome assembly.
AUGGAUUUUCUUGGUAUUAGAAAUAAUAGAUUUGUGAAACACAAAGAAUAUAGAAACUUAGAUGAAGAUAUAGUAUUCAGAGAAGAAUUAGUGUUAACAUUAGAUGCUGUGUCAUAAAUAAGUGUUCCGAUGUCUUAAAAUUUUAAAUUGAUAUCAACUAUCAAAAACUCAUAAAGAACAAAUAAGCAAAAUCUAUGA